ACAGAAGUCGUAACAAAAAUAUAUUAGGGUGAUUAAGAAUGACAGCAUCCAUUUUCACACCUUUGACAUGUGUCUUCUGGAUUCGUAGUAGCCGAAGUUAAAAAAGGCUGCAUACUCUUAGUGAAAUUUUAUUACCACUGACAUACAUUUCUGUAUGCAAUCGAUCGCGAUUUCCAUCGCCAUCGGUCAAGAUACAGGGACGGAUGCUGAGUUUCGGAACACGAUACUGUAAUCGAUUGUUUAACCGAGGUUGCCCGGAGUGAUUCAAAUUCGUCACACAUUUACCCCAUGACACUAUCCAGAUAAUGCCGAUUUUAUUGUAUAUUCUGUUGUCGCGCUGUCCAAAUGAUAGGUAACAAUUGAUGUAACAAUUGAUGUUAACAUGGAAGCCACAAGACUGAUUCGUGUUGACAUGAAGCACACCGCUAUCGAGGUGAAUCCUGUAAUAGCGGUCACACACGACGGCAAAUAUGCAAUUCAUUAAACAAGGCUGCGACUUUGUAGAGGCAUCAUGUUUGUCACCAUAGCUGUGUGCUCAUUCCUUCUGGGAGUGGGUCUCACCCUGCUCUCGAUCUACCUCAUCUAUAAGAGCCAGCUGCGUUUGAUGCCACAAGCAAACAUUCCACAUGUUCCCCAGUUUGCUCCCUAUAAAUUACCAAAGGAACUUUUGCAGCUGUUGAAAGACCCUGGUCAGCUUGGCAAGAAGGAAGAUUGCAUUUAUCUGAACCUGCUUUUUCAGUUUUUGUUCAAAGAACUGAAAGACUCCAAACGAAUAAGACAAUGGGCUGUAAAGAAGAUGAAUGUGGAGUUUGAGGAAAUGUUGCAGACUACAACUGGGAAGUUGAUUGAUCAGAUAUCGGUGAGAGAUUUCAGCAUGGGCAGCUCCUUUCCUGUACUCAAGUCUGUUGCUGUACAGAAGGCGAAGAUAGAACAGGAAGAUCAUCUGGAGGUGUUAGAUCUUGCCAUGGACAUAGACUACAGUGGGGGCUUCCAGUUAGCAGUAGAUAUUGACCUGGUAUUUGGAAAGUGGGCAUAUUUGUGUGUGACCAUUACCAGUCUGAAAGGCAUAGGCAGACUCCAAUUAUCACGCCAGCCAUACACUCACUGGUCAUUUUCCUUUUAUGAGGAACCACAAAUUGCCUUCAGUAUAGACUCAAGAUAUGGUGGCAAAGCUCUCCCUCAAAUCACAUCAUUAGUCAUUACUCAGAUAAAAAGAUCACUAAGAAAGAAACACAUAUUGCCGAACUAUAAGAUGAGAUUUCGGCCCUUUUUUGACCGCCCAGAAGAAUUCAAACCUGCAAAGGAAUUGAGAAUCCAUGGUAACAGGAUAGGUGAAGGUCAGCUACAGGUGACAAUAGUGGAGUGUAGCCGACUGUCCAUCACCGAGGUGCCGGCCAGCUGUCAGCUGUACUGUACACUCUCGAUAGAUAACAUGGAGUGGUCAGAGUUGGUAGAGUUAAAGAAGAAAGUAUGGGAUGUAUUGGACAUUGAAAUUGUCACAGAUCAUACAGCAUCUAUAGGUCUGAAUAUGAAGGAGGAUUUCCUCCUGGAAAAGUAUGAGGAUGUGGUGGUAGUGGAUAGUGUCAUAUCCAAGUCUCCGGCCGCUACAGCAGAUAUCAGAAAGGGGGACAUACUCAUAAGCGUGGGAACUUCGCGUGUCACUUCAUCAAAACAGGCCAAAAAGUUAUUUAAGAAUGCUGGUGACAGGUUUACUGUCCGCAUAGAGAGACCAAAGUCCAAGAGUCAACAGACCCAGGACAUGCCGCAGACAGAGGAGAGCUUCCUUUCAUUGGACGUAGACAGUGAUUCCGGUGGACGAGAAAAGUCAUGUGAUCAGAAAGAAGACUUUGUACACAUCAGCUUUAAAGACUAUGAGGACAAGAAAGUUCAACCAGUAACCAAGGAUGUUACAGAAAAACAAGGUCAAAUGGGGUUAAAGGACACUCCAGAAAAGAUGUCACAGAAGCAAGGGGUCAUGUCAUUGGUAAACACAGGGAAAGCAUUGUUACAGAGGAAGGUGAAAGGUCAAGGUGAUGGAGAAAAGGGAAAUGUUUCCUCAUCUUCUACAGCAGUGGAGACAACUGUGCGUACCACAAGGAGUUUCACUCAGACUCAGUCAGCCUCCUCCUCCCCUCGGAAGGAGGUCAACCUCAAAACUGUACGACAGCGGGCCCAUAGCGACACAGCACUCAUUAAUACGGUACAAGACGACCUUGAUGAUGAUGGAGGCAGUGAUGGAGAGGAUUUACCUGACCAGGAUGAUCAGUCAUGUGACCAGCACAAGACAGAGGAGGUCUCCUCCCGGCAGAACCCAAAGUGGAAUGAGAAGUUUAUGCUGCAUGUCGAUAAAGAUGCUUGCUACCUCAAUGUGUGUGUCUGGUGUAAAAUUCCUCCUAAACUCGACAAACAUUACAGAAUUAUAAAACCAGGCAAGGAGAUUCUUCUGGGACAUGUGAGUCUACCUGUACCUGAUAUAUGUCUCGAUUGUUUGAUGACGACACAAGGUGAUACUCAGCAUACAAUUCCCUUGGUACACACUGACCCCAGGGCUGGGGCAAGUCGCUCUAAAUUUUCUAACCUUGCAAGUCACAAAGGUUUUGAGCCAUCCCUCUGUCAUGGGGACAUAACUCUUGCAUUUUGGCACAAACCUGUCAAGAUGACAGACGUGGACAAGAAAAGGAUGACCAAAGUAAAACGGGAGAUCCACACAGAAUCUCCACCUCCAGAUCCACCACAAACCAUGGCUAGAGGGACCGACAAAGACAGCAUUAAAAAGAUUGAAGAGGGUAGACAUGAUUUUACUGGGACCAAUUUUAACACGGCAACUUAUUGUGAUUUUUGUGGAAGGAAGAUUUGGUUGAAGGAAGCAUUCCAAUGUUACACCUGUUCCAUGAUUUGUCACAAGAAAUGCAUGGAAAAGUGCCAGGCUCAGACACUGUGUACAAUACAUGGACCAAAGGUACAAGGAUACCCGUCACAGGCAUGGAAAGCCCCUAUUACUCGGGCAGAGGCUGAGCGCAGGAAGGCCAAGGAGGGAGCUGUACAGAAGACUGGAGGAUUGCUAAGUAAAUUCCGCAAGGACAGCAGUCUAGAGAGAAAACAGGCUGCUGCCACACUGAAAUCUCCCUCCCCAGAGCGACUUGUUGUUCCACAAUCCUCCCCUAACCUGUCCCCACAGCUAAGUCCCCAGUUUUUACGUCGGCGAAACUCUGCCCCUGCCCCAGACAAGGACGGUGGGGCGGAGGUGGAGAAACAGAACUCUUCAGAGUCAUGGCUUACGGACAGUUCACCUUCCCUUCCUCACACGCGAUCCAGCACAGCCAUACAGUCUCUCACUAGCAGCCUGUCCAACUCUGACAUGAUCUUCAAGGAAAAGGAAUUAUUUGAUAGCUCGGAUGAAUCUGACGGAGAAAUGGCUGCAGAACUGCAAGAACGUAUGGCUAAAAUGAAAAAGGUCAAAGGUCAAAACAACCUAGACGAAAUGGUUGUUAUGGCUGCCAAGGAAAUGGGAAAGGAACUAUUUGCUGAACUCUCAUUGGAGGAAAGGAAAGAAAAGCUUGACAACAUGGUAAUGAAAUUACAGAAGGAGAUCGACAAAGAGUCUGAGAAUAAAACAGAGCUGCUGAGGCUGGAACAGGAAGUGACAGACGCAGCCCAUAAGGACAACAUAUACAAACGCAUUGCCAAGUCAGAUGAGAAGGUGGAGGCUCUGAUGAUGAUGAUGUUACACUACUGUGCUGGUCUACAGUACUGUCUGGACCAGGAAGGAGAAGACCGACAGAAAACUAAGUCGACAAUGGAACCAAUCAUGGAUGAGCUUGUUGUUACAGAAAUUCAGAAAGUAGACUCAACGUCAUCAGAGUCUGAAAAGGAGGCUUCAUUGACAGAGGCAGUACAGAAAAUGAGUGGUCAGUCAGUUUUUGAUCAGAAAAGUUCAGAUGGGUUCUUGUCAGAAAACCCAGAAACAGACCUCUGUAGGGGCACUGAACAUACCCCAGCUAUAAGAAUCAAGGGGGCAGAAUUUGGAGCUCACUUUAAGAGUUCUGAUAAGACAGUAAUGUUUACAGUAGACACUGAUGAUGAGGACUUUGGUGCAGACAGUGCUAUUUUGACAUGUACUGCAGCAUCUGAUGACUAUCUGGAAUUAGAUGAGGAUGAGGAUGAUGAGGGAGAAGAUGACAGGGAUGAGACUUUGUCAGAACAACUUCCUGUCUUUGAUAUAAGAGAUGAGGAUGUUGAAGUUACGUCUGUGAAAGAUAAAAUAAUCUAGUAUUAUAAUAACAUUAUAUUUAUUUACUAUUUACAUGAAACCUCAAGUGUUGUAUUCAAAGACAGGCUGGAAUAUUUUGUUUUAUUUUUAUGAUAGAUAUACAAUUAACAUCUCACCAGGACCAACAAAUUCAAAAAUUCCAUCACUCCAAUCCUCAUGUCAGGACAUGAGUAGCCAUUUGUACACCAGAACCUGUAUUGGAUUUGUGAUGUGAUGUCUCUGUGAUGUCUCUGUGAUGUUUCAGUGAUGUCUCAGUGAUGUCUGUGAUGUCUCAGUGAUGUCUCAUUGAUAUCUCUGUGAUGUCUCAGUGAUGUCUCUGUGAUGUCUCAA
This is a messenger RNA of Pecten maximus, 4600 nucleotides long. Its product is annotated as PDZ domain-containing protein 8-like. The transcript has 22 exons. Gene Ontology annotation, biological process: mitochondrial calcium ion homeostasis. Gene Ontology annotation, cellular component: mitochondria-associated endoplasmic reticulum membrane contact site. NCBI's taxonomy places the organism in Eukaryota, Metazoa, Mollusca, Bivalvia, Pectinida, Pectinidae. The record is from RefSeq and is a predicted model, not a curated record. Gene Ontology annotation, molecular function: protein binding; lipid binding. The coding region runs from base 512 to 4270 and encodes 1252 amino acids.